Messenger RNA from Brettanomyces nanus, 948 nucleotides. RefSeq lists its product as uncharacterized. Bases 1 to 948 code for a protein of 315 amino acids. Gene Ontology annotation, cellular component: endosome; plasma membrane; clathrin vesicle coat. Gene Ontology annotation, molecular function: clathrin binding; phospholipid binding. Gene Ontology annotation, biological process: endocytosis; Golgi to endosome transport. The transcript has a single exon. The record is from RefSeq and is a predicted model, not a curated record. NCBI's taxonomy places the organism in Eukaryota, Fungi, Ascomycota, Pichiomycetes, Pichiales, Pichiaceae.
AUGUCGUUUUAUGGUCUUCGGAAGUACACCCGUAAGAUACAGAAUGCACUUACGGGAUAUUCGGAUCUUGAAAACCUGAUCCGAGAAUCCACAAACACCGAUACUUGGGGGCCCACGUCUCAACAGAAGAGACAGCUAUCGAACUGGAUACUUAGCUAUACCAGUUUUGACCAAGGAAUAGACUUUAAUGACAUCGACCUAGCACAGAAUGUCGAUCCCCAGUAUACGCAUCAGAUUUCACAGUACACAAUCAACUUUAUUACCGACAGGAUCUUGGAAUAUUCACAACACAAGCGUGGUGACAGCAUCUAUCAAAAAUUGAAGAAGAACUUAGUAACCAAGGGAUAUGAGUUCCAGAUAAUAGUUAAGUGUCUUAAUCUACUCGAAUAUUUACUUUUGAACUGCUUUCGUCUUCAGGGAAGCACUACAACGUUUGAUAUCGCAGAUGAUAUGCGAAUGCAUCUUUCUGUUAUCGACAAAUUGAAAUCCUAUCAUGCCAAGAUCGCCUACGACGGCCUUGUUCUUGUUCACGAGAAGCAGGUUCGUCAGUUGGCAGAUCAUUUAUCUCGGCUUCUUCAGGAUGACGGCUUGUUACAGAAGGAGAGAGAAAAGUUUCAUCCGGAUAUAAAGACUACUGGGGACAAUUAUGUUGACCAGGCUGAAGAGCUGGAGGAUGAAAACGGCUGGGCAGAUCAGUUCGGCGAUUUACAAAGUGCUGAUGAAGGAGUUGAUGAACAGAAGCCACCCAUUGUCGACUUGCUUUCUGACUUUAAUGGUUUAGAAAUAUCACAGCUUCAGACUACUGAGCCUUUACCAAAUGUUUCUAAUUCCAUUCCUGUACAUCAGAUCUCAUCUGAAGAUCAUCCUACCCCUGUGAAAACCUCACCGAAGCAGAGAGACCUAUUUGACGAUCUUCUUUCAGACUUCAAAUCGACUAACCCACGCUAA